Messenger RNA from Cryptococcus amylolentus CBS 6039, 475 nucleotides. RefSeq lists its product as hypothetical. The coding region runs from base 11 to 475 and encodes 154 amino acids. The record is from RefSeq and is a predicted model, not a curated record. NCBI's taxonomy places the organism in Eukaryota, Fungi, Basidiomycota, Tremellomycetes, Tremellales, Cryptococcaceae. The transcript has 2 exons.
UUCGGUUCUUAUGUUGUUCAGUCGUCGAGGAAGCCGAUUGCCCAUUUCCUUCCCUUCAGUCAAAAAGAGAGUGGUACGGAAUUCCGCUCUUUACAGUAUCUCUCCUCAAGCCAGGCCAGAGAAACGCAACAGCAAUGGAAACAACGGAAAGGAGCGCCAAAGGAACGACAAUCAAGCUACCGGCAACAAUGUCAGGCUCACGUACCCUGCUCUCAGCGCUAGUGGCAUCUACUCCAAAGCGUCAACCCACACAUCGUGUAAAUGGGGCACCCAGCUGGGCGGAGAAGAGAGGCGCGACGAUAUCGCCAGGCAAGGUCGAUGGGCGACCUCGGUCAUGCGACGAUAUCGCCAGGCAAGGUCGAUGGGCGACCUCGGUCAUGCAGACUACCUACCAGAGCAAGUUCUCUCGAGGGGCUUUGCGAGCUCUGGCAGGCUUCGAUCCCGUCGAAAGGGUCUCGAUCGAAAUAGUGUUUGA